GAAAACUCACUUGUUACUUAACCUGUACCGCCCUACAUGUAUCACGGCUGCAGGAUACGGCUCAUAGAUGAAAACUACCCCGGUGAGAGUCGUUCUCUGUCGGACAAGGAGCCCGUCAGGCUGGGACCAUGUCGGACAUCUCCCCAGAUUUUAACAACGACACGCUGCCGGCGGAGCGGAUCACUCACUUCAACUUCCCUGCGCUGAUAUUCGGGAUCUUGCUGAUAGUGAUCAUCACUGGCGGAAAUGUGCUUGUGUGCCUCAGCGUGUUCCUUGAAAAGGCUUUAAAAACCACAACAAACUACUUCAUAGUCAGUUUGGCGUUCUCAGACCUGCUGCUGGCGGUGCUGGUUCUGCCGCUCUUCGUUUACGCAGAGUUUCAGGGUGGAGUUUGGUCCUUGAACAUGCUGGUGUGUGACAGCCUGAUGACCAUGGAUGUGAUGCUGUGCACCGCAUCCAUUUUCAACCUCUGUGCCAUCAGCGUGGACAGGUUCAUUGCCGUGUCCAUCCCACUAAACUACAACCGUAAACAUGUGGACCACCGUCAGAUCGUGCUGCUGUCGGCCACGUGGCUGCUGGCCCUGGCUGUGGCCUCGCCCGUCAUCUUUGGCAUCAACAACGUACCGGACCGCGACCCUAGCGAGUGCAAACUGGAGGACAACAACUAUGUGAUUUACUCCUCCGUCUGCUCCUUCUUCGUCCCCUGCCCCAUCAUGGUCCUGCUCUACUUUGGGGUUUUCCGUGGGUUACGACACUGGGAGGUGACUCGUAAGGUCAAGCUCCGCAGCAGCAUAGAGGCUUGCAGGAGACUGCAGCAUGCGGCCGUGGCCACCGCCCUCCCCCCGCUCACAGGCACCAUCCCCGGACCUCUGCCCAUGCCUCUGCCCAGGAUCACCGAGAGGGACUUGGCCCAGUCUCGGUUGGACGACACCGGCGACUUCAUGCAGCAGGAGAUCCCUUAUCCCCGGCAGUACAGAGAGAACUCAGUGCCCACGGUGACCUACAACCAGGUGCACCGCAAGAAGAGAGCCAAGAUCAACUGCAGGGAGAGGAAAGCUAUGAAGGUGCUGCCUGUCGUAGUAGGUUGCUUCCUGUUCUGCUGGACUCCGUUCUUCGUGGUGCACACGACGCGAGCCAUCUGUCUGACUUGUGACAUCCCUCCCGCUCUGAUGAGCACCGUCACCUGGCUGGGCUACGUCAACAGCGCUCUAAACCCCAUCAUCUACACCAUCUUUAACACAGAGUUCAAGAAAUUCUUUAAGAAGUGUUUCCAAAUUUCCCUCCGAAGACGCUAAAGGAAGGAACUGGGAGGUGAUAAGGGAUUAGAAAGUGCGAGGCUAACAGUUGGACCGUCAACUCAUUACUGGGCUGCCAGCUGGACGUGGAUUGUCGAUUUGGCCGACAGUUUAAAAAAAAAAAACUCUUUAACACCGUUUCUGAUGAUGUUUAUUACAUUUUACAUUCCAUUUUAUCAUUUGGUAAAGUACUUUCGUGAUCCUCUGGGAUUACUUCCAAAACUAAAUGAUGACCUUUGGGGCGUAACGCUGCAGUUAAACAUGUGAACCGACUCAGAAAAUUGUCUGAGGGGAGCUAAUCACCAUUUCCAGUCUGUCCGCAAAGCCCUUCUUUAUCGUUUAUCAGCCCUGGAUAAAGUUAUGGUCUGCCAGCUCCAGUUAACUACAUGGGAUUUGUACAGAGCCUGGUCUGCCUGAAGGGAUCAUCAGGGCGAAAACUGUCCCCAGGAGCCCAAAUAAGCUUCAACAGACCAGCUAAAAGCAGCUACACAAGUAAAUAUCCUUUAAGAACGGCCAAUGAUUUGUACACUAAAAUAAACACUUGGGAAAUACGCUUUCUUGCUGAGAGUUGGAUGAGAUGAUCGAUAGCUCUCUCAUGUCUCUGUAAUAUGAAGCUACAGUAAGCAGCUGAUUGGCUUAGCUUGGCCAAAGGACUGGAGAUAAAUGAAACAGAUUGUGUCAAUUGCUUACCAACACCUCUCAGGCCUAACAUGUUCAAUCUUUAAUUGAAUCUUUAGUUAAAUCAUAUUAAACUUCUUUUUUUUUUAAAUGUGUAGUUUUACAGAGGGUAAAACAUUCACAUUCGGAUUCUUAAUACACAUUUGAAUGCUUUUUUGUACUUUUCUUUGCAUAUUGAUCCUGUUAAAACCCAGUAUUUCAACAGGGAUUUCAUAUAUAAUAUAUUUAAGAUUUGAUUCCAGCCGUGCCUCUGUAGGAAUGUUUCUAACUUGUGUGAUCCAAACUGAUCCACACACACAACAACAAAAAUUUAAAACGAAAAUGUCCAAACAUCAAUUCAGGCUUAAAAUGUAAUAAAACACAAGACAUGGACUACUUCUUGGGUUGAGGUAGUAACUUAGUAGAAACUAGUGAAGACUCCAGGGUAGCCGUUUCCUAGUCUCCAGUCUUUAUGCUUCGCUAAGCUAUCUGUCUCCUUGCUGUCGGACAGUGGUAUCAAAAGUCUUAUCCAGCUCUUGGCAAGACAAAGAAAAAGAGGAAUUCUUCAAAUGUUCUGUUUCUGAACUAAACAUUUACAUCAGUUUUCAUGGUACUGUCCAAAGUCUGGAGAGAAGAACAUUAUUUUUGGGAAACGCCCAAAGAAGAAAGCUGGUCAAAGAAAUGUGCUAACACUACGCUUCAUCAACAAAAUAUCUACCAGGAAUCUGAAGUGUGACAUAAAGAGGUAUGAGAGAGGUGGAGUUUCCCUUCAGAGGACUUAAAGGUCAGCUUCAUCCAGACAACUGACACUUCCCUAUCUUGGAUCACUGACUGUCUGAGUGUUGAAUCGGUAAAAUGGUUUAUAAUGGGGAACAUGGCACAGUUUGAACCCGCUCACCAUAACUUUUUCUAGUAAUUUGAACAUUGUGUUUUCAUGAAAAGAAACAUUCAUACAAUAUUAAGUAGCAUCAUGCCUUAACAUUCAUUGAAUGAUUUUUUUAGUCUUGUCAUAACAGAAGAGAAACUCUUCAGAGGAGUUCAUGGGAUUAAUAUAUCUCCUUUCUGUUUUAUAUUUAAACUCCUUCUCAGUGAACCUUGAGUUACACUCAUCAACACAGAGGCUGAGGAGUCCCUUUGUUUCAACUAUUUCCUCACUUAGCAAAAAGGAAAGUUUAUCUACCCACUAAUUGUUUUACUAUGGCAGUUAACUCCUGCCACCAUAACACAAAAAAAUAAAUACUAAAACAGGUUAUGGUUCAUUAUUUUCAUGUUCAACAUAUACUUCUCAUUAUUGCCACAUGUGAAAUUGUGAUGCAGCUUUCUGUACGUUUAAGACCUUUAUCAUUGCUACAGAAAAUCUACUCAAAACAUUUGAAUAACAUCAAACUUAUCUUGCUUAACAACCUGGUCUUAUUGUAUUGAAAUGAAAAGAAAAAUGGUGUUGUCAUGAUAACACUUUUCCUUUUUUAAAAGGAAACAUUUAUUAUGUCUACCAACAGCAAUGUUUAAUUCAAAACACAUUUUUUUCAACAAAAUCAUUUGGUAUGUAGUAAUUGCGAGAAAUAGAUGUCCUUGUAAUUUAUAUAUGUUGUGGCAAGGAUGUUGGUCAAAUAACAUACUAAACGAGAAAGUGUUUCAAAAUAUUUGUUGUCAUGGUGACACUAAUUUCCAAUUUUGAGUCAUCUCAUUUCCUUUUGCUACGUAAAUACAUAGCAUAAUAUUACAGUACGUGUGUAAAAUCAGCUACACUGUUGACAAAUUAAUUGUAUUUGUUUACUAAGUGAUGAUGAAUAUCAGAUAGUUUGCUUUCUAAUGUUUACAUGAUAAUAAAUGAAAUGUUUAAGUUGCUAUAAUGUACAAAACAAAAUGUAAGUGAAGCAUUUCCAGAUUGUGUCUUCAUAACACUGCAAAUUAGAGUCAUUAUAUCCUUGUGUAAAGUUUUGUAAAAAAAGUGGUUCUGUUUUUAAAUGGAAAAUAUCCCGGGUGGCAGGCUGGCUUAAAUUGAA
This is a messenger RNA of Gymnodraco acuticeps, 3958 nucleotides long. RefSeq names its product dopamine receptor D4b (gene drd4b). Gene Ontology annotation, cellular component: plasma membrane. The transcript is spliced from 4 exons. Gene Ontology annotation, biological process: adenylate cyclase-activating adrenergic receptor signaling pathway; adenylate cyclase-inhibiting dopamine receptor signaling pathway. The record is from RefSeq and is a predicted model, not a curated record. NCBI's taxonomy places the organism in Eukaryota, Metazoa, Chordata, Actinopteri, Perciformes, Bathydraconidae. Gene Ontology annotation, molecular function: G protein-coupled receptor activity; dopamine neurotransmitter receptor activity, coupled via Gi/Go. The coding region runs from base 129 to 1295 and encodes 388 amino acids.